Molecule: messenger RNA, 2566 nt
Organism: Paramisgurnus dabryanus
Lineage: Eukaryota; Metazoa; Chordata; Actinopteri; Cypriniformes; Cobitidae
Gene: gch1
Product: GTP cyclohydrolase 1
Biological process (GO): tetrahydrofolate biosynthetic process; tetrahydrobiopterin biosynthetic process
Cellular component (GO): cytoplasm
Molecular function (GO): GTP cyclohydrolase I activity; zinc ion binding; GTP binding
Source: RefSeq, a predicted model, not a curated record
CGGUGGACUUCACACAAGUUUGUUCAUUGCACUUUAAGCAGCGUUUAAAAUAUUUUUGAGUCAGUCAAACUGCCUAUUUUAACCAACCAUGGAGCGCUCUAAGCAAACACAAAUGAAAGAAAGUGAGAAAGAAACGGCAAGUAUGAAUGGACUGCACUUUGACGCGCGAGGAAAGAUGCCCGGCUGGAGCGCGGGAGGCACCGGUGAGGACGCGAGAGCCGCGACCUCCUCCGUGAUGGAGAGCUGGCGGGAAGAGCGCACUCGGAGCGUGGAGGACAACGAGAUGAGUCUGCCGAGCAUCGCCGCCGCUUACACGACAAUCCUCCGGGGUCUCGGUGAGGAUCCUCAGCGGCAGGGGCUUCUCAAAACCCCGUGGAGAGCCGCCACGGCCAUGCAGUUCUUCACUAAAGGCUAUCAGGAAAAAAUCAUCGAUGUCCUGAAUGAUGCAAUAUUUGAUGAAGAUCACGAUGAGAUGGUGAUCGUUAAAGAUAUUGACAUGUUUUCCAUGUGUGAACAUCAUCUGGUUCCCAUUUUUGGUCGGGUACAUAUAGGUUACCUUCCAAACAAGAGGGUCCUUGGUCUAAGUAAACUGGCACGGAUUGUUGAAAUAUACAGUAGAAGACUGCAAGUUCAAGAGCGAUUGACUAAACAGAUUGCCGUGGCGAUCACUGAAGCACUACAGCCUGCUGGUGUUGGGGUUGUUAUUGAAGCCACUCACAUGUGCAUGGUCAUGAGGGGAGUUCAGAAGAUGAACAGCAAGACGGUGACCAGCACCAUGUUGGGUGUGUUCAGAGAGGACCCCAAAACACGAGACGAGUUCUUGACCCUGAUCAGGAGCUGAGAGGAUUCGUCCCCACCCUCCACUGCCAAAACACUCAGACCAGCCCUCUUCUCAAAUGCCUCGCUGGACCUCUUCGGUUCUGCCCUCAGAACAGACACUGCUGCUGUGUCCUGCUCGUCUAUGGGGUGGUAAAUCCAUCUCUACUGUUUUAUGUGUGUGUGUGUCAGUGGUUGAGGUUUUGUGCUUUGUGGUUCAUCAGGUGUAGACUUGACCGUAAAACUGUCAAGCACCAAACCCACUAAAACGUGUUUAUGUCUCUUUCCUGUCGGGUCACAUUUGCGCUCUAUUUAACGCAAUUGAGUGGUGCAAGAAAGAGGUUUUAUUUUCACGGGAGGUACUUUGUGUCAUUCUGAUAAUUCUGACUAUAUGAAAAACAUCUAAACCUUUGCAUAAGGUACAGGAUACUGUGAUACAGUGAGGGCAUUGGGUGGUAAUACUAUUGUACUGAAUGACUGCCCUUUUUUCCAAAUACAUGGAAUUUCAAAGAUUACCAUAGUAUUACCAAAAAGGAUAGUAUUACCAUUGUACCAUUGUCUAAAAUGCAUGGUACUGAACGAUUAUCCUAUUCAAAUACCAUGAUAUCCAUAUACCAUUAUAUUAUUUAUUAUUAUCAUUGUAUUGAUUAUCAUGGUGCAUCAUUAAAGUUUUUCUAUGUAUUAACACUACAAUGUCUUUUAAUGUAAUAUUUAAUAUAUUCUCCUGUGCAAUUCUGUCCAGACUCAAUGUAUCAUCUGUUCUUAUGCUUAAUGAGGCAAAGUGUUUAUUUCAACGCAGUAUUUACAUAUCGAGUCCUAACAUGUUUUGUGUGCAACGUUGUUACUUUUUUCAUCAGCUGUCUGAAAUGUGUUGGAUGUUGAUUGUUAUAGUGAUGACCAGAUCCAGCCUUUUAAAUGUUCUGUCUUAAUGUGAUAGAUGUUGUUUACACUCUGAAGGUUAUCUUUAUUUGUUGGAAAAACGACCAAAGGUAAGAGGUGCAGUUAAAUGUGCAAUGUGGGAUUUUUAGCGGCAUCUAGCGGUGAGAUUGUGAAUUGCAACCAGCGGCUCAUUCCACACUUCACCGCUCCAUUUAUACACCACUGAUAAUAUAGUUAUUUAUAUUAUAUUGCAUUUCUGUCAAGAGAUCCCUCUUAAUGCCCCACAUUGCACCUUUAUGGUCAAUAGUCGAUUUUGCACAUUUUGAGAGAUAUACAUAAAAUACUUGAUUUCCGAUGACGUGAUUUCCACGUACUUCAAUUAAUGUGAACUUAGGAUUUACAAACUUGAUAAAAAAUAUGAAGGAAACCUACUCAAUAAAAGUUAAGAUAUUCUACAUUUGUAGAGGAUAUUUUGUACAUUUACUCUGACACGUUUACUCUUCUUCGGGUUCUCAUACGUGUGUUUUGAAUUACAGUAGAAUAUUAAAUAUAUAAAUAUGUAUUAUUUUAGAAAAAUAUAUAUUAACAAGAAAAAAUAAUGCCUGUGUAUUUACUUUUUUAUUUUAAAAAUGUCUAUAUAGUUUGAGUUUCUUGUGACUUCAAAUGAGAACAGUGUCUGAGAUGUUUCAUUGUCACGUGUACUUCGAAGCAGUCGAGUCGAUUCAUUAAGAAAAUAAGGACUUUGCUAACUCUAGUGUUAUUAAUGUGGCCUUCUUUGUAGGACUCAAUGCGCCUUUCAGAUACUUCAUACAGUACUUCACAAUUGAUGUAUCGCCAUCUUCAGCUUAAAUAAAUCUAAAAAUGUAAAAUG